UCGAUUACCGGUAUGCCAGCAGCAUUGGACCAACCAUCACGCGCCUAUCGUGGAGCCCACGGCCUCCAAGGACGCGCCGGCCCGGGAUAGCGAUAGUACUAUACGACCUCUCAAUUUCUGACCACUAUCGCAUCUAUCCGCGGGUGACCACUGAAUCGAGCUCCAAGCUGCGCACAUGACCUGGGAUUGGGUGGCAACAGUAUUAUGUUCCAAAGUGGGCAGUUGAUAUAGGAGAGGUGUGAGUAUAAAGGGUGAGUAGUCGUGCGCCAAUCUUUUUUGCCGUCUCGUAUCUUCAGUGUCCCCUGUAUCCAGAUCAAGAUGUUGUUCACCAGCGCUGUUGCUGCCGUUGCUCUUCUCGCCACCCAGGCUUCUGCCCACGGUGCUGUUACCAGCUACGUGAUCGAUGGCACCACCUACCCUGGAUACGAAGGCUUUGCGCCGGCCACCAGCCCCAAGACCAUCCAGCGCCAGUGGCCCGACUAUAACCCCACUAUGACCGUCACCGACAAGAAGGUCAUGUGCAAUGGUGGCACAUCCGCAGACCUCAGCGCUCCGGUGAAGGCUGGAGGCAAGGUCAAGGCCAUUUGGAAGCAAUGGACUCAUGCCCAGGGUCCCGUCAUGGUCUGGAUGUACAAAUGCGCUGGAGACUUCAAGUCGUGCGACGGAUCAGGCAAGAAGUGGUUCAAGAUUGACCAGAAGGGCAUGACCGCACCUCCUCUUUCCGGCACUGCCUGGGGAACCAACGAUGUCCUCAAGAACCUGUACUGGGAGUCCACCAUCCCGAGCUCUCUUGCUGCCGGCAACUACCUCAUCCGCCACGAACUCCUCGCUCUUCACCAGGCCAAUACCCCUCAGUUCUACGCCGAGUGCGCUCAGCUACAGGUUACUGGCAGUGGUUCCGGCUCUCCCAGCGGCGACUACCUCGCCACUAUUCCCGGCUAUGCGUCCCAGAGCGACCCCGGAAUCACGGUCGACACAUAUGGAAGCAAGGCAACGACCUACACUCCUCCUGGACCCAAGGUUUGGACUGGUUAG
This is a messenger RNA of Paraphaeosphaeria sporulosa, 1035 nucleotides long. Its product is annotated as cel1 protein precursor. The transcript is spliced from 2 exons. The record is from RefSeq and is a predicted model, not a curated record. Bases 319 to 1035 code for a protein of 238 amino acids. Lineage: Eukaryota; Fungi; Ascomycota; Dothideomycetes; Pleosporales; Didymosphaeriaceae.